Messenger RNA from Spizellomyces punctatus DAOM BR117, 1196 nucleotides. RefSeq lists its product as uncharacterized. The record is from RefSeq and is a predicted model, not a curated record. Bases 29 to 619 code for a protein of 196 amino acids. Lineage: Eukaryota; Fungi; Chytridiomycota; Chytridiomycetes; Spizellomycetales; Spizellomycetaceae. The transcript has 5 exons.
AAAACAAUUCGCAAGACUUCAUUUUGCAAUGAUAGACACCGACGAGGAUCACCCAUUGCCAGAUGGGAUUGCUACGAUAAUGGCCUGUCCAAGAGCCUCCGACCUGACGCCGGAGGCUGGAGAGGGCAUAACAACGCUCGUAGCUCUGGACGGUUCCUCAAACUCUGAAGCAGCAUUUGACUGGGCUGCUAAAAACAUAGUUACAUCGGGGGAUACAUUAAUCUUGCUGAAAGUGCUUGAAGAAUCGCAGAUUGCAGAUCAGUACUAUGCGGAUCAAGUAAACGGAACAGAUAUUCUUGAGGAAACACUCAAGAAGACGGCUUCAGAGUUACUUCACAAAUAUGCAACAAGGUUGACUCAAGCUUCCCCCCAUCUGACAGAUGUGGAAGUCACUGCGAAAGUGAAAAUUGGAGCGCCACAGAUCGUGGCGUGUGAGGUGGCAGAUGAUCUGAACGUCUCACGGCUGGUCAUGGGCAGUCGGGGCCUGGGGAUGAUCAAGAGAAUGCUUUUUGGGAGUGUUUCUGCGUACUGCAUGGAUCAUUCUCAUGUGCCUGUUACCGUUGUGCGAGUUGAAGACGGUCAAUUGAAUAUCCAUGAGGGUGGUAACAAAGCUAAUUAGUUUAUCCAUGGCUGACUGGCGGCGCACAUUUAAAAUACGCUUUCGCUACGCCUCUGUAAACUUGCAAAUUCCUGUUCUGUCUUCAGUGGCUCACGGCAAAGGAUAUAGGCCAUCGAGUGGUGAUGGCAAUUGAAUAAGCCGUUUCGCGGUUUGCCAGUCCAGAUAACGCACGGUAAGUGACCCACAAACGGCCAGGAUGUAAAUACACUACAGUAAUGUCCCAGGCGGCGCCAAAUGUCAUAUUGUAUGUUUCUUCUCCUUAACAUUGCACAUGUACUUGGGCAACCUUGCGGAAUUUGCUAUCCGCGCUCUUCUCGCGCUGUGGUGCCGCCACGUGUGUCAAUGGGUGUCGAGGUAGCAAUGAACGAUUUGCGAAAGCGAGUUGGCUUUUUAUCUCCGUCGCUGGGUAGAAGGUUUUCUUUCGAGUCCUCUUCUCCAGGUUUAUAACUUCGUGCUUCACGCUCGCCCUGGAGCGUAAUUCUGACACUUCGAUUCAGACUGGACAUACUCGUUUGCUUCUUUAAGGCGGAUUUGAUUGAUGAAUGCGAGGAUGCUGUCGUGAUCCGACUGGCGGGAG